Molecule: messenger RNA, 2737 nt
Organism: Aquila chrysaetos chrysaetos
Lineage: Eukaryota; Metazoa; Chordata; Aves; Accipitriformes; Accipitridae
Gene: ADM2
Product: adrenomedullin 2
Exons: 3
Coding region: 143-739 (198 amino acids)
Biological process (GO): positive regulation of heart rate; regulation of systemic arterial blood pressure; adenylate cyclase-activating G protein-coupled receptor signaling pathway
Cellular component (GO): extracellular region
Molecular function (GO): hormone activity
Source: RefSeq, a predicted model, not a curated record
CCUCGCCCGCCCCGCCGCGCCGGGCCCGGCGAUAUUUAACCUGGGCCGGGGCGGGGAGCGGCAGCGCCGAGCGAGGCACGGACCCGACCUGAGCCCCGGCCCCCGCCCAGCCCCGGAGCCGCUGUCCCGGCCCGGCCCCGCCAUGAGAGCCCCGGCGCCGGUUGCGCUGGGUUGCAUCAGCUUGGUGCUGUGUCUGCUGGAGCUGCCCGCCUGCCUGCCCCUGCCCGACGGCCGCUCGCCCAAGCGCAGGGAGCCCCCGGACCGGAGACCCUCCCCAGCCUCGCUCCUUGGGGACCACCCGGGACCGCAGCCCCCGGCCCUGCCGCAGCCCGCCGGCAGCCCUCGGCACAGACCGCUCGUCCCGCGCCACGGCCCGAAGCUCAACCUGCGCCACGGACCCCGGCUCACCCCCCGGCACGGUGCCCGCCCGGUUCCCCGGCACAAACCGCUCAUGCCGCGGCAGAGCCCGAAGCUCGCCCCGCAGCACGGACCCCGGCACGGCGCCCGCCUGGCCCCCCGGCACGUCCGCCGCCUCGUCCUGCGGCGUGGCUCCCGGCACCCGCGGGGCCGCCGGCACGCGUCGGGGCGGCUGCAGCACACGCAGCUGCUGCGGGUGGGCUGCGUGCUGGGCACCUGCCAGGUGCAGAACCUGAGCCACCGCCUCUGGCAGCUGAUGGGCCAGUCGGGCCGCCAGGACUCGUCCCCCAUGAACCCCAACAGCCCCCAUAGCUACGGGUGAGGGGGGGGGGUGGGUCGCUGCACUAGACCGCCUGGCCCCGCGCCCCCCGCUCUGCCCCGCGGGACCCCCCACUAAAGCGCUUCCAGAGUCAGACGUGGCUGGGCUCCCUCUGCACCUUUCCGGGGGUGCCCGGUGCCCCCCGGGCAGAGCCCGGCUCCGGCCACGGCCCCACCAGGGACGUGGGGCUGGUGGGAGCGUCCCCACAGAGGGGCUCCGGCGCCGUCGCCAACCGGAGCCCCGUGGAGCGGAGAGGACCACGGGCAUGGGCCGGGGAGCCGGUGGCCCAUGGUGGCCGGCGGUGGCCCGGCUGGCCGGGGCUGUUGACGGGUCCAAGGGGCGGCAGGGGAUCCUGCUGACCGCAGCAGCGCCGGCGCCUUGUGCAAGAGCGCGGGGCCGAGCCCCUGGCCACGCUCCCGCCUGACUCAGCAGCUCAGCACCCUGCCGCAGCAUGCGCGGCCACGGGUGGGGCGAGCCCCGCUGCAGCACCCCCACGGCACCCCCCUUGCCCCCACCCAAGACCCCUCCCGUCCCUGCCCAGGGUGGCACGGCUGCGUGGGUGGGGGUCAUGCGAGGACAGAGUGGAGGGGACCCCGCUCCAGCCCACCUCCCCCAGUCAGGGUGGGGGCACAGGGCAGCCCCCAGCACCUUCCCCACUGGGGUCCCAGGUUGGGCUUGGCACCUUGGGGAGGGUCCUUUCCCAGGGUGGAGGCUGGGGUGCCGUGGGGGGUCCCGUCCUCCUCGGAGAGGAUGCUGUCCCCUUCCCCUGGCACCCAUGUCAUCCCCCUCCAAUACCGCCCACAGCCCUGCAGUGAGAUGAGGACCAGGUGCUGGUGGGCACUGGGGGAUGGCAAACCGUCCCCGAGCACGGUGGGGGGAGAGGAAUGGCCGGGGUCCCACACCCCGCUCCUGCCCCAUCCCCUCCUCUUUCCUGUCCUUGCCUCUGUCCCCUCCUGUCCCCUGGUGCAGCCUCGGGCAUGGCGUGGGCAGGCUGGGGACAGCCCCUGGCCCCACUGGUGACAAGUUGUGGGUUCAGUGGGGACUGGGAUGGCGCCCAUGGAGGGGGACGAGGGGACCCUGGGUAUCCCUGUCACCCCACACCGUGAUGCCGCAGGAGUGCUGGUGUCACCCCGGCAGAGCUGUCACCCCUGUGGCCUGGCAGGACGGGGAUGUGCCGCCCCAGUCACCGGCCCGGACCCCCGUGCUGGGCUGCCCCUCAGCCCUGGCACAGGGACGGGCAGCUGGUGGCAGGGGGACAACAGGGAUCCGAUCCAGUCCUCCAUGAGGAGGGCAGGUAGACCCCAGCCCGUUGGCACCUUGAUCCUUCCUGCCAGCACCCUUGUCCCCUCCUGCCAGCACCACCCUCACCCCUCCCAUGAGCACCUGCAUCCCCCCUGGGUGCAGACCCCUCCCCAAGGACCAUCUUCAUCCCCUUCAUUGCUCCUGGGAGCACUUUCCUCACCCCCCCCCCCCAGGAGCACCCCUGUGCCUACAGGAGACCCCAGCCCCAGGAGCACCAGCCUGCAGCAGCACCCCAGCCCCUCUCUCCUCCUUCCCGGGGGUCCCGGCGCUUGCUUGAGCCGGCUGACGGGGCAGGACAGGACCGGGAUGGGGUGUCCCAUGGCUGUCACCAGAGGUUCCUGGGCCAGGGCCCCCACCGCAGGCAGGAGCUCUGCCUGCAGCCCCCCCGGCCCCAAUGCUGCCCGUUUGGCAAAGGGGUGAGGGACCCAGCACCGUCCCAUGGGGAUGGGCGGGCUGCAGCCCAGUGCAGUGCUGCCAAGGGAUGCGUGGGGGCCCAAGGCCUUCACCCCCCCCAUCCCUUGGGUGCUCCCCAGGCUGCAGAGGGGCUGCACUGAACCCCGUGGGUGCCCGGGCUGGAUCCUGCCCCACAGCAGCGCCAGAGCUGGGCCAGGCAGGCACCACAGUGCGGAGCACUCCCCUUCUCUUCUUUUCAAGCAAAAAUCUGAUUUUGUGCAGAAUAAAAUGUGCGAAGAGGGGUCA